This is a messenger RNA of Histoplasma mississippiense, 375 nucleotides long. RefSeq lists its product with no specific name. The record is from RefSeq and is a predicted model, not a curated record. The coding region runs from base 1 to 375 and encodes 124 amino acids. NCBI's taxonomy places the organism in Eukaryota, Fungi, Ascomycota, Eurotiomycetes, Onygenales, Ajellomycetaceae. The transcript has a single exon.
AUGUCUUUCGAGGUCUAUCGGGUUGCCUACGCUGGUUUGCCACGUGACCACCACGCUAUUUUCGUGGUAACAGAUGACGAUCAAUCUGGCCAUCUCUUCCAAGUAACGGGCAAUAUUCAAAAUGGAAUGACUUUCGAGGAUAAACCCGGCAAGAAGCCUGAGGAGUCUGCGAGUUUUCAAAGCAAGGUUUUUGUUGGAAAGGUGUCGGCAGCAAAUUUCUCUCGUGUUAAGGCGAUCUGUGAGGCAAUUCCUGUACCAAAAAAGCAGUUCGAGGGUCCUCGGCGGCUCUAUCCUGAAGAGCCGAUCAAGCGCUGCCAGGAAUGGACGACAGAAGCCCUUGAGGCCUUAGUUAAUGAGCACGUCAUCGAGAGUUAA